Molecule: messenger RNA, 531 nt
Organism: Hemisphaericaspora subhashii
Lineage: Eukaryota; Fungi; Ascomycota; Pichiomycetes; Serinales; Debaryomycetaceae
Exons: 1
Coding region: 1-531 (176 amino acids)
Source: RefSeq, a predicted model, not a curated record
AUGAGUAAAUCCAAUUGGAGUGAAGAAAUAUUAAACCGAUUGAAUAUAAGAGAUACAUUUGAAUCACAAGACAAUAAAUAUUUUAUUGCUUUCCAACGAUUAUCUCAACAAUUAGAAAUUCAAAAGCUACAACAACAACAACUGCAACAAGUGCAAUACGAGAGUUCACCUUCUCCUUCAUUAACUUCUCCUAACUUAAAACAAGAAGAUCUAGAUCGAGGAAUUAUCUUAAAAGAAAAUCAACAAUUAAAGAAUGAAAAUAAUGAUUUAAUAUCAAGUUUAAAUACUGCUACAAUUAAUAAUGAAAAAUUAGAACAAAGAAUUAAACAUGAUUCUUUAACAAUAAAAUCAUUAGAACGAUCGAAUACAAAGUUACAGAAUAAGAUUGAGAAUUUAUUGCUUGAAAUAAAAGAGAAAAAUAAAACCAUUGAAUUGAUAAAUGAUGAAGUAUUAAUGAAUCAAAUUCAAUAUAAUGUACUUAAAGAUAAAGUAAAAUCACUUGAAAAGGAGAAUUUAAAACUCAAAAGUUAA